ACAACUGUUCUUCUUGUGUUAUAAAUUUCAUAUAAUAUAUCACUUUUAGUAAGCCUUAAAAUUAGUGUCACUUUGUGCAUUUUUGUGUGCGUAUUUUAAAGAUUUUUCCAUUAAGGUGUUCUUUUAUACAUAUAAAAAUUUGGAAAAGUUUUCUGGGUGUUUGAUAAUAUAUGGUAUGAUGGUUAUGGGAAAAAUAUUUAAGGAUUCACUUAAAGCUCUUGAAGCUGAUAUUCAACAUGCUAAUACUUUAGCUUUGAGUUCAUCUCGGGAUCAUGAUGGAGCCUGCCUACAAAUGAGACUAUCUUUUAGUCCUGCUGUAGACUUGUUCUCGUUUCUUUUUCCGUGGACGGAUUGUAAAAUUGCAGGAGCUCUCGGGUUACUUCGAAUUUUCAUUUAUAUGACAUUUGCUGAUGGCAAAACUACUAUGUGUCUUCAAGAAAGGAAAGCAAGCAUCAAACAGUUUUACGAUAUUCUAUUUCCUUCUAUAUUGCAACUCCAAAGUGGGCUAACAGAUUUAGAAGAGAGAAAACAGAGAGAAAUAUGCUCUAAAAGAUACCUAAGUAAUGACAGUUCCGACAAGGGAAAGUUCUCGGAUGUUGAUGUUGAAAGAGAAACCGAAUGUGGGAUUUGCUUGGAAACGUGUAGCAAAGUGGUAUUACCGAAUUGCAGCCAUUCUUUAUGCUUGAAAUGUUUUCGGGAUUGGCAUGGGAGAUCACGGUCAUGCCCGUUCUGUAGGGAUAGUCUGAAAGAAAUGAAUGUAGACGACCUCUGGAUGUGCAUUGAAGCUGGUGAAAUAGUUGAUAUGAGUGUAAUCGUAAAGGAAAACAAGAAGAGGUUGUUUGUGUACAUAGAGAAGUUGCCCCUUAUAAUUCCCGGUGGCUUAUCUGAUCACAAGGAUUAUCAUCAGAUAUAGGAGACAUAAAGAUUAGUGUAUAAGGUGUACAUGAUUUUACAAAUUUGGAUGUUUUAGAGGUGUAAAUCUUUGUUUGAUUCCCUGUUUCCUUAGCUAUAUGGGAUUCCAACAGUUAUUUCUUGAUUGUUUGUGAAUUCAGAGCGAUUUAGCUGCAGUGGUGUAUAUUUUAUGAAAUGAUAGUGGAACAUUGUUAUGGA
This is a messenger RNA of Erigeron canadensis, 1110 nucleotides long. RefSeq names its product E3 ubiquitin-protein ligase AIRP2-like. Gene Ontology annotation, molecular function: ubiquitin protein ligase activity. The record is from RefSeq and is a predicted model, not a curated record. Lineage: Eukaryota; Viridiplantae; Streptophyta; Magnoliopsida; Asterales; Asteraceae. The transcript has 5 exons. Gene Ontology annotation, biological process: protein ubiquitination. Bases 176 to 913 code for a protein of 245 amino acids.